Messenger RNA from Hirundo rustica (Barn swallow), 8035 nucleotides. RefSeq names its product xanthine dehydrogenase (gene XDH). Bases 279 to 4337 code for a protein of 1352 amino acids. The record is from RefSeq and is a predicted model, not a curated record. Gene Ontology annotation, molecular function: xanthine dehydrogenase activity; iron ion binding; FAD binding. The transcript has 38 exons. Lineage: Eukaryota; Metazoa; Chordata; Aves; Passeriformes; Hirundinidae.
GGUCAUCCCUGGCUCUGGAUGCUUGGAGUACCUGCCUGAGCACUGCCAGAAGUUUGGCAGCCCUGGCUUCAGUAAGAACUGCUGGUUCCCCUCCUGCCUGUGGGGCAACUCUGGCAGCUACUGGGUCCUGUGGAUGAUUCUGCCUACACCUUUGGAAGAAAAACCAGGAAGACUUCACGCAAAGUGUGUGGUUGUGUAAUGGAGAAGCCAGAAGAAACCACCACCAGGGAAAUGGAAGACAAAAAAUCCUUGGUUUUCCUCUGUGUUUCAUUGGCAACAUGCAUCUAGGAAUCAGUGUGAGGAUUAAGCCAAAAGAGGUUGUGGAAAAAGAUGUGGACCCAGAAACAACCCUGCUAACUUAUCUACGAAGAAAAUUGGGCCUAUGUGGAACCAAACUAGGCUGCGGAGAAGGUGGAUGUGGUGCUUGCACUGUUAUGAUAUCCAAGUAUGAUCCCUUUCGGAAGAAAAUCCUCCACCAUACUGCCAAUGCUUGUCUCUUCCCUGUCUGUGCCCUGCAUCAUGUGGCUGUAACUACUGUUGAAGGCAUAGGAAACACAAAAUCCAGGCUGCACCCAGCCCAGGAAAGAAUAGCAAAAAGUCAUGGGUCCCAAUGUGGCUUUUGCACUCCAGGCAUUGUCAUGUCCAUGUACACAUUGCUUCGGAACAACCCCGAGCCCCACAUGGAGGACAUCGAAGAUGCUUUCCAAGGGAACUUGUGUCGGUGUACAGGCUACAGACCUAUUCUGGAAGGAUACAGGACAUUUGCUAAAGACAUGAAUUGCUGUGGCAGAGUUGCCAAUGGCACUGGAUGCUGUCGUAGUGGGAGGGAGAAUACCAUGAAUGGGGGCUGCUGUGGAGGAAAAGCCAAUGGUCCAGGCUGCUGCAUGAAUGGAAAAGAAGACAGUGUGAAAAUGACAUCCUCCAGCCUGUUCAAUUCUUCUGAGUUCCAGCCAUUGGAUCCCACACAGGAGCCAAUCUUCCCACCAGAGUUAAUGACUCAGAGUAACAAACAGCAGAAGCAGAUGUGUUUCAAAGGCGAGCGUGUGAUGUGGAUCCAGCCCACAACUCUCAGUGAACUGGUGGCUCUCAAAUCCCAGUACCCCAAUGCCAAACUCGUUGUGGGGAACACAGAAGUGGGUAUCGAGAUGAGGUUAAAGAACCUGCUGUAUCCAGUGAUAAUAGCACCAGCAUGGAUCCCUGAAAUGAAUGCUGUUCAGCACACCGAAACAGGGGUCACCAUUGGCGCUGCCUGUACCCUGAAGUCAGUAGAGGAGGUGAUGAAAAAAGCGGUGGCAGACCUUCCUGCAUACAAAACAGAGAUCUUCCAGGCUGUCCUGGAGCAGCUGCGGUGGUUUGCAGGGCCACAGAUCAGGAAUGUUGCUGCUAUUGGUGGGAACAUAAUGACAGCAAGCCCAAUUUCCGACUUAAAUCCUGUGUUAAUGGCAAGUGGAAGCAAACUGACUUUGGUAUCAAAAGAGGGCAAAAGGACAGUCACGAUGGAUGAGAAGUUUUUCACUGGCUACAGAAAGACAAUAGUUAAGCCUGAAGAAAUACUUCUCUCUGUUGAAAUACCCUACAGCAAAAAGGGUGAAUACUUCUCAGCUUUCAAGCAGGCUUCCCGUCGUGAGGAUGACAUUGCUAUUGUGACCUGUGGCAUGAGAGUCCUCUUCCAAGAUGGCACAAGCCGAGUGGAGGAGAUAAAACUAAGCUAUGGAGGAAUGGCUCCUACCACUGUCCUGGCACUAAAAACUUGCAAGGAACUCACUGGCAGAGACUGGAAUGAGAAGCUGCUGCAGGAUGCCUGCCGCUUACUGUCGGCUGAGAUGGAUCUGUCUCCUUCUGCUCCUGGGGGCAUGGUGGAUUUCCGACGCACACUCACCCUCAGCUUCUUCUUCAAGUUCUACCUGACAGUCCUUCAGAAACUGAGCAAGAGUGGCACUAAAACUAUGUGUGAGCCCGUCCCUUCAAACUACAUCAGUGCUACAGAGUUGUUUCACAAAGAUCCCAUUGCAAAUGCCCAGCUCUUCCAAGAAGUUCCCAAGGGGCAGGCCGUGGAAGAUAUGGUGGGCAGGCCUCUGGUGCACGUUUCAGCAGCCAAACAAGCCAGCGGAGAAGCUGUGUACUGUGAUGACAUCCCUCACUUUGAGAACGAGCUGUACCUAACGCUGGUGACCAGCACUAAGGCCCACGCUAAGAUCCUUUCUGUAGAUGCAUCUGAAGCUCAGAGUGUUCCUGGGUUUGUGUGUUUCGUCUCUGCCAAGGAUGUUCCUGGCAGUAACAUCACUGGCAUCGCUAAUGAUGAGACUGUCUUUGCUAAGGAUGUGGUCACCUGUGUGGGUCAUAUCAUCGGUGCAGUCCUUGCAGACACACAGGAGCAUUCCAGGAGAGCAGCUAAAGCUGUGAAGAUUAAGUAUGAAGAGCUUAAACCUAUUGUCACAAUUCAGGAAGCCAUUGAGAAACAAUCUUUCUUUAAGGAUAUAAAGAGGAUUAAUAAGGGAGAUGUGAAGAAAGGAUUUGAAGAAUCUGACCACAUUUUGGAAGGAGAGAUGUACCUUGGUGGUCAGGAGCAUUUCUACCUGGAAACUCACUGUACUUUGGCUGUGCCAAAGGGAGAAGAUGGUGAGAUGGAACUCUUUGUGUCAACACAAAACCCAACAAAGACACAGGAGUUUGCUGCUAAUGCACUGGGAGUGCCUUCAAAUCGGGUCGUGGUUCGAGUGAAAAGAAUGGGAGGAGGAUUUGGAGGAAAAGAGACUAGGAGCACUAUUUUGACAUCUGUAGUGGCUGUUGCAGCCUUCAAAACUGGCCGUGCAGUGAGGUGCAUGCUGGAUCGAGAUGAGGACAUGCUGAUAAGUGGUGGUAGGCAUCCCUUCCUGGGGAGGUACAAGGUUGGUUUCAUGAAGAAUGGAAAAGUCAAGAGUCUGGAGGUGUCAUACUACAGCAAUGGGGGCAACUCCAUAGACCUGUCUCAUGGUGUAAUGGACAGAGCCCUGUUACACUUGGAUAACUCCUACAACAUCCCCAAUGUCAGCAGCGUGGGCAUUGUUUGCAAGACCAACUUGCCUUCCAACACAGCCUUCCGUGGCUUUGGAGGGCCCCAGGGAAUGAUGAUUGCUGAGUGCUGGAUGAGUGACCUUGCUCGGAAGUGUGGCCUGCCACCUGAGGAGGUGCGGAAGCUCAAUCUCUACCACGAAGGAGACACAACUCAUUUUAACCAAAAACUGGAGGGAUUUACUCUACGAAGAUGCUGGGAUGAAUGUUUGUCCAGCUCCAGCUAUCAUGCCAGGAAGAAACUGAUUGAAGAAUUCAACAAGCAGAACCGCUGGAAAAAGAGGGGGAUGAGCAUCAUUCCUACCAAAUUUGGCAUCAGUUUCACCGUCCCAUUUCUGAACCAGGCUGGAGCUCUGGUCCACGUGUAUACAGAUGGCUCUGUGUUACUUACACAUGGGGGGACUGAGAUGGGUCAAGGACUUCACACCAAAAUGAUCCAGGUUGCUAGCAGGGCCCUGGGAGUCCCCACCUCCAAAAUUUACAUCAGUGAGACCAGCACAAACACUGUCCCAAAUACCUCCCCGACAGCCGCUUCAGUCAGCGCGGACAUCAAUGGAAUGGCUGUCCAUAACGCGUGUCAGACUAUCUUAAAAAGACUUGAGCCAAUCAAAGAGUCUAAUCCCAAAGGAUCCUGGGAAGACUGGAUUAAAACCGCCUACGAGAGCUGUGUCAGCCUGUCAGCCACGGGGUUUUAUAGAAUUCCUGACGUUGGCUAUGACUUUGAAAAGAAUGAAGGGAAACCAUUCUCCUACUUCAGUUAUGGAGUUGCCUGCUCUGAGGUUGAGAUAGAUUGCCUGACAGGUGACCACAAGAACAUUCGCACAGACAUUGUUAUGGAUGUUGGUACCAGUCUGAACCCAGCCAUAGACAUAGGACAGAUAGAAGGGGCCUUCGUCCAGGGCAUUGGGCUCUUCACCAUGGAGGAGCUGCGCUACUCUCCUGAAGGGAACCUGUACACUCGAGGGCCUGGCAUGUACAAAAUCCCAGCAUUUGGAGACAUCCCAACAGAAUUCUACGUGUCCCUUCUCCGUGACUGCCCCAACAGCAAGGCAGUUUACUCAUCCAAGGCUGUGGGAGAGCCACCUCUGUUCCUGUCUGCCUCAGUGUUUUAUGCCAUCAAAGAUGCUAUCUACUCAGCCAGGAAGGACUCUGGCCUGACGGAGGCGUUCAGGCUGGACAGCCCUGCCACCCCAGAGAGGAUCCGCAAUGCUUGUGUGGACAUCUUCACCAAAAUGUGCCCUUCUGCUGAGCCAGGGACCUUUAAGCCAUGGUGUGUGCGUGUGUAGGAGGAAGGUUUGAGGAGCAAACUCUGCUGAAACUGAGCUUACACCAGAGGAACCACAAGGCAGUAGGACUACAAUGGAGAAAAAACCCCAAUCUCUGUCCAUGUGGCUCACUCACUCAUUCACGGAGCUUUCACAUUUAAUUACCCAAUCAUUGUUUUCUCUACAAGAGGGAAUUGCUGCCAGAUUAUAGCCUGCUGUAAAUUCAAAUGAAGAGUAAGUCGAAGGUGGUGUUAUCCAGGUAUAAUUGAAAAAUCUUCCAGGUUUCAUAUAACAUUGCUGCAAGAAUGCUUCUUACCAGCCAGUGUGAAAUAGCAGGGUGGUUGUUUCUUCUUUUCCCUGCUGUGGGGAAAAGAUAUAUCACCUUGUGACGCUAUGCCAAGAAGGACUUAAAUGGGUUGAGCCCAGACAUAGAGUCCUUCAGCUGAGAUGGGGGAAGGUGUAAGAGGUGCUCAGGGCUGGACCCUGCUAUGUUCCCUUUGCACACAAAGCCAGCUGUAUCCUAGAGGGAGAUGAGCAAGGCUUCUGAUGUCGGCUAAUGAAGAUGGUCUUACCUGUGUAACAAGCGUUUCAGCAGAAAAGGCUAAAAUGUGACCAAUAACUGAUUUACCCCAAGAUCAAUGACUGUUGCUUUGUCUGCACCUGGGCUUAAAUGAUAUUUUAGUUCAAGUGCUACCUUGUCUUCUCUGAUUAAAGAUCAAAACUAAAUAUACCAAGAGUACUUCUGGCAAGAUCCUGCUUUGUUUUACAGACUUUUCCCACCCCACACCUCCACAUCUCUCCCCAUCCUUUAAACAGGGAAGGACACCAGAGACCUUGGAGUAACAGAGAAAUUUGCUCAUUGAUGUUCCCAAGGCAAUUUAUACCAGCCUAAGCAAGGGGCACGAGGAGACUGUGUGAUCGCAGCACGCAAAGCAAUCACACGGAGACAACAGAUUUGCAGGGCAGAGUUGCUUCAUAGAGAGAGACCAGGGCUGAGAAGCCUGUUUAUUUCUUACAUUUUUAUACAUUUGUGGGUCUGGCUGUGGAUUGGCUUCUGGGGUUACUACCUUUCACCCCAGUGGCCAGACCAGCUGUCAGUUACCAUUAUUUUCAGGCUAGAAAUAUGUAAACAAAGAACAGGGAAUGAAAACCAAAAGGUUUGUUUAUGUUUCCCAUGUGUGAGAAAAGCGAAAACUGCUCCUAAUAUUGUGCAGAAACUGAGGAAACUGACUCCAUCUUAUGAACAAGUAGAAGGCUUUAAAAAACUCAGAAAAACUAGGGUGACAAGUCUGGGCACAGCUGGGUAUUAGCUGGCUCCGGGUGCCCUCUAGGGUCAAUCCCUUGCUCUCAUGGCCUUGCCUUACUUCCAAGAGAAUUCUUAGCUUUGCUGAAUGUAAGAGAAGGAGUACGUUUUGCUACAGGAACUGCUUGUCUAAAAAUUGUGCUGACUAUGUGAUGAUCUCGUGUCAUCUGGAUUGAAUAUAUUUUUCACGUUGGAUUUAGUGCUGAGCAUCCAUCCUGAGAGGUUUUGUCACUAUCACAUUCAACACUGGAGCACCAUGUCAUCUCUAGACGGUGUCAGCCACAUACUGUGCCUGUUUAUCAUUUGCAAACUUUCAUCUGUUUUUCUGGCCUACUGCUUUAUGAAAAUGUCCUUUUUUCUCUUUUUGCACUCCCAGGGCCAUCAAAAAUAUAUGGUGCAAGAGGAUGUAACUCCUUAUAUAACAUUUUGUUCACGUACAAACUUCUUAAAAUUGGCCUUCAUCUUAGGACUGGACAAUGUAUGCUCAGUGUGAAAUAUUUUCUUAAACACUCCAGGGUAUAUUGCUUGGAAAGGUGUAGAUUUAUUUCUCAAUUUGAAAUAUUAUGGAUCUACCAUCUAAAAGAAGGAAGUUUGUAUAUGUGGAUUGCAGAAAGUAUUUUGUGCCUUUUGGGCUUGCUAUGGAAUUGUUUUAUUAAUUGAAAUAUGAUAUUGGUGUUUCUUAAGAUCUGAGGUACUGGGCAAGAACACAUUUUUACAUUUUUUGUUUUCUCCUGAAAGUUGGUAAUAUGUAAAAAAUCUUUUAGAGAAGGAAACAUGAUAAUUCAUGUGCAAGAACAGCUAUUGGAGCCUGUGUGUCCACAUUCUUGGUUGUCUAGGGAGGGAUGCAAAAAGAAAGUCUAAGGUAGACGUUAAAAAAAAAAAAAGUCUGUAAAACUGGUAUCAGCUGUUUCUGUGAAUUCCACCUUGUGGGAUUGCUGGACAUAGCUAUUUAGACCAGGAUGAGAAAAAGAAAUACAAAGGUAAUGUGUGUUAAAGCAGAGUAUGGAGACACAGGCAGAGUAGGAUAUCAAGGAGCUUGCAGUGUCAUCCCAGGGGAAAGCUGCCAGCGCUCACCAUAGGCCUGUUGUCUGUGAUGGUCCUGGGAGAUGUUGGGAUGUCACCAGCAAGAUGAAUAAGAUGCAAGAUGCUCUUUCUCUCCCUGGUUUUGGAAUUUUCAUCAUUUCAGGAUGGGUUUGUGAGUGUCUCACGCAGUCGCAGUGACUGUCUGGUCAGGUGAAUUUUUUUUAAUUAGAUGUAUCAAGUCUGUGUUUUGCUAUUUGCUUUGUGAGUUAAUUAGAAGUGCAUUUGCCAAGUUCUGUGCACAUGCAGUGGUCAGAGCAGGCUGUUCAAGCAGACCUGUGCAGCCAGUUUUGCUGCAGCAUCAGUGAGCCACUCUUUCCCAGGCAGCAGCCCUGGCCCUCACACCCAGCCCAGCUUGGGCCCCUCCUGAUACCCUUGCCCAGCCGAUGGAGAGAGGAGACACUGCCCUUUUGGGGUGCACUGGAAUUGAAUGUAAAUUACAUCAAACACCUGGGGAGGGCAGUGGUAUAAAAUCAGCAUUGCAAAGUAAUGACAGCAACUGAUUGUGAGGGUGUAGGGAAAAGGGAAACUUGGAGGCUAAUAGGAAUUUACAGAAAGAUCACUGUACCACCUGCCUGUGCUGUGGGACUCUAAGGAACAUGAAGCUGAGGUUUUUGUGUCUCCUCUCAACGUCUGACCAUUUCAUACAUUGCUUUCCUGCAGAACUAAGUGCCAGGCACCUUAGGAAAGGACUGGGACCCACUGGGGAGGGCUGGCAGGAAGAGAAGAUCCCUGGCUUGGGGCUCUGCCCUACAGAGCUGUGGGGGAGCAGCUCUCCUGCUCUGCCCUGAGUGCACAGCACUGAGCCCUGCCAGGGGCUGUGUCCCAUCUCCCCACACCACAUCUCGCUGCGUGGGGUCACAGCUUGCUGUCACUGGAGGGAAAGCUACUCAUGAAGAAAAAGACAUUUCUCUUCUAGUACUUUUCAGUGAAAUAGAGCAUGGAUGCAAGACUCUAAUUUAAUGGCAUGUAAUUGGAAAUUUGCUGCUUUUCCUCUUCCAGAAGUCUAUCCUCAGAAGAGGAACUAUGCCAUCUUGCCAGACUGUAAAGUACUGCGUACAAUAACGGCACUUAAAUAGUAAUUACUGCAGCUGGAGAGUUUGUGGGAGUGUGAAAGGAGCCCAGCUCUUCUGAUAUUUUAAUGCUAUUGAUUGCUUGGCUUUCUGUGAGAGAGGGAGGCCAAGAUUUUGGUAAUUGUUUCACGUCAGUUCUAAUCAACAGUUCUCAUUAACAUUCUUUAAUGAGCACUGUCAAAUUGGUAUGACAACUGUAUUUGAAAUUCCCUGUGAAUGUUACAACAUUGCAAAAUAAAGCUGCUAAAUACUCUGGAAACAAG